Messenger RNA from Pelodiscus sinensis (Chinese soft-shelled turtle), 3584 nucleotides. Lineage: Eukaryota; Metazoa; Chordata; Testudines; Trionychidae. The record is from RefSeq and is a predicted model, not a curated record.
UCCCACCAGUAUGCUAGAUGAGAGCUCUUCAAUGACAUGUGCUUGACUAUGAGAAAAGCAGAUCUCCUGAAAUUAUUAACAGCAAUAAUUAUCAUGUUCAUUAUAAGUUUGCCUGAAUUUUUCAAAACCCAUGAAGCAAACACUGUAAUUAUAUCAUGCAUGGAUGCUUGUUCAUUAAGUAAUGUCACCUUUCCACUCUGUGCUUAUAACAUUUCUUCCAAAUGCCUGCAACAAAGAAGUCAAAAACAGAAUGUUUUUUGGAAGAUCUUUGUAAAUUACUCUGAUUUUCAAAAUACUCCAAGUAUUUCUCAAGUUUCUGGGCGUGGACUGCAACAAUGUAUUUUAAACUCAGCCUGUGAAUCCAAGGAAGAUAUGAAUGUUGUUCAUCAAGGACCAAGAUCAGAAGCUCCAAACACGAGAGGAUCAUUAGAAAGGAAAGCAAAAAAUUUUAUUUCUUUCCAUAAAUAUUUCAAUUUCACUGUGGGUUAUAUGAAUGACGAAAGUGAGGAAUAUAACAUUUACUAUAUACUGGAAGUCCACAUUAGAAAUUCUACAACCAGCAGAGGAAACAUUACGGAAGAAAACGUAAAUCACUCAUGCAUAACAGCAAUGAUGGAAGACCAAAACAGCUGUAUAAAUAUUUCACUGCAACUUCAGACAUAUGUGGAAAAUCCUAUGGGUAUGCCAAAAAUCAUUUGGCUUGUUCUGAUUGCAUUUGUUUUUGUGCUUACGAUCACUGUUGUUACCUACAAAGUAUUCCAAGAAAAUAAAAAACAAAAGGGUAGGAAAUAUAGAGCAACAGCAGCUUCCAUUCUCCAACAAAACGACUGCAAACACCCAACAGAAUCCACAGCUACUAAAAGUAUUCAGCACCUUUCAGAAACCAAACAGCGAAAACCUGCACCUAUCAUACAAACAGAGAUAUUACCCGCAAUUCCUGAACAUGAGCAUUCUCAGCAGGUGUAAGAGAACACUAACAAUCUAGCUGCAGAGGGCCUGAAAUCAACAGGAGUCUUUCAAUUGUCGUCAGGGGACUUUGGAUCAGACCCCUCCUGCCUUACGAGAAAGCAUUGAUGUUCCAUUAUUAAAAGCUCGGAAUAAGAACAUUAAUAGAAUACACAACUAUCAAUAAAGUGAAUUAAAGUAGCCUCGAGUAUACUCAUGCUUCAGUUUUUGUGAUUGUUUUUUAAAAUCACAUCUUCCUAUUAAAAAUAUUUUUCCUUGCUUCUGAGUAAGAGACUCACUCAGCAGGAGAAAAUUACUAAUUGUACAGGUGCAACAGUGCAGCUGACAAAUAUAAAAACGAAAUAUGCUGGUAAUAGGCGAGGAGACCAAAAUAACGUUUAGUGUCUGUUUUAGGAAUCUUAAAUGUUUAUUUGUAAAAAAUAGGCAAAAUAUCCAGACAAAAAUAUGAUUUUUAAGUUGAUGGGGUCCCUUUGAUUUUCCUUGAAGUAUAAAAUGCCAAUUAUAUAAAAUGUGUAUCCUAGGGUACUGCAUUGCUGAAUUGGUAUACUACUAUGGUUAAAUGGUAAGGGUGAGCUGGUUGGACUGAACGUAGAGACUUUUAAUAUCUAUACACUGGAGAUAUGCCAAUUAAUAAAAUUUUCAGUUUGUUGUCCUCAAUCCCUGUAUACAGCUCUCUGGACACUGAUUCAUCUCAGCAUAUGGCCCCAAAUAUUAUAAUGAAUGCAUUACAGGCAAAUCAGUUACAGAUUUAUUUUCUAAAUAUCAGAGCGGUAUAGUUAUUUUCUGCCCUUUCUGCCUCAUUAUAUAUUUAAUAUUUAAAUUAAGUUUUUAAACCCAUUAUGUCUGUUAGUGUAAUGUGGCUUGUAGUGUCACAGAUUGCUGAGUAUGUUUCAGAACAUUUGGCACAAGCUGCUUUUGCUUAAAAAACACACAACAUGAUGUACUCUUCGGCCCCCUCCCCCAGUCUUAGAAUCCAUCAGAGAUUCAGAAGCUGUUAAAAGAAGGAUUUGGUCUUUAGAUUGCUUUGGCUGCAGGACUGCCUGAUUUGGCUGCAAUGGGCAAUAAGAAAUUGCUCUUUCCAUUGGCUGGCACCAAUUUUUGAUGCAUUCUGACCAGCUUAUAGUUGUAAUUUAUGGCUCACUUCAGCAGCUGCUUCAGCCAAUGUGAAUUCCUGUCCUCAGAAACUCCUUUUACCCAAAGCUCCUAUGGGGUAAUGUGAAUGAAACACAAGGUUCAAUUAACCUGAGUAACUGCCAGAACAGGAGGCAUGUCAUCUUUUGCUUUGUCACCCAAGAAGGGAAUAUUGGCUGCAGAAUUCUUGACUCUCCUUUUUGACCAUCAUGCAGAUGGCUCAGCGCAUUUAGUUCUGGACAUUGUCAGAGUUUGAUGUUGCUUAGGUAUGGGGUUCUCCUUUGCCCCAUUAGAGAUAAAGACUAGCUAUAGGGUUGCCAAUUUUCCCGACUGGGUCCCAUUCACAGCAAAGGCAUCUGAUCCAUCCAGUCAAGGAAUGUUGGCAACUCUUAACUAGCUAUGAAGUCUGGAACAUUUUCUGCAGCUCAGCUUCCCACAGUCUGGCUCUCACUCAUUGACUAGCAGACAGACCUUCUUUCAUAUGCAAAUGAGGAAAUGGUUGGCCUCAUUUAAAUAUUGACAAAUGUGACCCUUGGUAUGCUGGCACAUUAGAUGAAGAUGAGAUUUAAUUCCUCCUUCAAUCUCUUAAUUGCUGCUUUUUUCUUCUCACUAGUUGAUUUCUUCCUAUUUCCUGUCGUUUCCUUUUUCAAAAGGGUGUCCUCAGUUCUGCACACCUCCUGUAGGCACCUAUUAAUUCUCAAAAGUACCAGCAGCAGUGAAGCACUGAGAAGUUGCCUUGGAAGUCAAGCUGCUAUAGGGUUCACUUAAGUAAAAAAGAACAAAAAACCAAACCACAAUGGAACAGACACACAGAAAUCUAUUUUUAAUUAUUUGGUGAAGGAAAUUUUCAUGUGCAGAAUCUUGGUAGUUAGGAAAGAACAGUUAGGGACUGGUCUGUUGAUAGGUAGUGACUACUCUACCCCCUUUACAUUGGAAAACCUGAGCUAUCGGGGCUUCAGAAUUCCCUGGAAGUUGAAUUUGCUCCUGUCUGAAGCAUAGCCUUCAUUUUGAGUGUUUGUUCAUUUGAAUUUUUUUCUUGUAAGAUGAAGAGGAAAAUUCAAUACAAUGAAAGUUAGAAAAAACUACAUUUAUGAAAUAGUUUGCGAGGGGAUCCACUAAACUUAAAGUAAAUAAGAAAUAGCUCUCCUUUUUCACCCUCAUUCUUUUUAUCUGAUAAGUUCUUCAGUUUCAGGCAUUCCAGUAUGUAACAUAAUCGAUGCUCCAUGAACAAAGACCUCUUCAUUUCCAAUACAUCUUUUCUGGCUAUGAUAGGCACCUUUUAUUCCUAAGAAUGCCAAGAACUUCAGUUAACAGGAUUUUGUAUUAAUCAAGUCCAUGCUAUUAAAAUAUGAACAGAUUAACUGAUAUACUGCUGUAGCAUCAAACUCAGUGCGAGGCUAUAGAUUUUAUAUAUAUUCUGGGUUCAAUCAGGAUUUAUACUUACUCACAAAGUUGGGAGAUUACAGGCAGUCCCCGGGUUACGUACA